This is a messenger RNA of Bombina bombina (fire-bellied toad), 951 nucleotides long. RefSeq names its product 3-galactosyl-N-acetylglucosaminide 4-alpha-L-fucosyltransferase FUT3-like. Gene Ontology annotation, cellular component: membrane. Gene Ontology annotation, molecular function: alpha-(1->3)-fucosyltransferase activity. The record is from RefSeq and is a predicted model, not a curated record. Bases 1 to 951 code for a protein of 316 amino acids. The transcript has a single exon. Lineage: Eukaryota; Metazoa; Chordata; Amphibia; Anura; Bombinatoridae.
AUGGAACCAAACAGUGCCAAUCUUUCUGUAUGCCAACAGAAUUCUGUGAAAGAACUCCUUAUCUUGGUUUGGGUGUGGCCUUUCGGACAACCUUUCCCAUUAGACAGAUGCCAGAAGGACUACAAUAUCACCGGAUGCAAAUUUACAGCAGACAGGGGUCUGUAUGAUACUGCUGAUGCUCUCAUUAUGCAUCACUUUGAUAUAAUGUAUAACAAAAAUGCUUUACCCCAAAAACCAAGACAUCGGUUUCAACGCUGGGUGUGGUUCAACUUGGAACCUCCGCUGAUUAUUAAAAACUUGCAUUAUCUGGACAAUCAGUUUAACAUGACCAUGACAUUUCGUAAAGAUUCUGAUGUUUUUGUUCCCUACGGUCAUGUUGAAAUAUUGAAGGAGAUUCAAAAUUUCACAAUUCCACCUAAGGCUAAACUAGUGUCUUGGGUUGUAAGUAAAUGGUAUCCAGGUAUCCCUCGUAUUUCAUAUUAUGAGGAACUGAAGAAAUAUAUCCAAAUUGAUAUUUACGGGAGUGGGCACAAACCACUCAGCUGGGCUGAUUUCAAAAAAACUAUCUCCCAGUAUAAAUUUUACUUGGCCUUUGAAAACUCAAUUUAUACAGAUUAUUUAACUGAGAAAAUAUGGUCCAAUGCAUUUGACUCAUGGGCUGUGCCUGUUGUGCUCGGGACAUCUCGCAAGAAUUAUGAGCGUUUUAUCCCCGGUGAUGCAUUUAUUCAUGUGGAUGACUUCUCAAGCCACAAGGAACUGGCUAAUUACCUAUUAAUGUUGGAUAAAGAUGAUGAGAAAUAUAAGAAAUAUUUUAACUGGAGAUCCUAUUAUCAGCCUAGAAUAAAUGGUGGAUGGCCACUUCUUUAUUGCAAAGCCUGUAGUGGAUUAAAGCAUGCUCCAGAAUAUCAAGUCAUUCCUAGUAUAGAAAAGUGGUUUUUGGAGAAAUCAUAG